AUGGGUCAUCAGGCUAGUUCCCCGAAAGGCGGCGAUACCAGCGGAUAUAGACCAACACCCAGCUCGCAGACUGCGAUCAAAUACAAGAAACCUUACAUACCACAAUCUUCGCAGGCGACAAGAUUCACUUGCUUCCCAAAGCUUAUCCCGGAACUCCGUAUUUAUAUUUGGGAGAUCGCCUGCUUCACGACCAGAAUCGUCGAGUUGCAUGUCACUCCCGCUGGCAUAGACGAAGAAAAUGCGGAGACCCUGAAAGAUGAUUAUGGCUGCCCAUCGCCUGCAUACCGCGUCCAUACAAGAAUGCCGCCUCUUCUCACCUUGUGCAAAGAAUCUCACCAAGUGCUUUCCAAAUAUUACACUCAGCCUUUGGGACACCCUAAAGAUGCCAAAAAGAAAUUAGUGAGGCUGCAAAACUCAUCAAUGGAUAUUGAGCUUUUCGGUCGAAUUGACAUCAACUGGGCUUCUGAUAUCCUUUUAUUGCCGCACCUAAAUCAUCUUAAGUCGCGUGGAGUACCCAUGAAAAUAGUCUUGAUGCUAAUAAAACUACUUGCAACGAGUUCUGAAAAGAACUUUCGACUAGCAUUAGAGAUUGCCGGACAUCCCACAGAACUUUAUUCUCGAAGCUACUGGGAAGGAUAUGUUGCAAUUACUCUGAGCAACUCCAUGCAAGGCCGGCUCAAUUCUGCUCGCCACAUCGAGUUGUUCUUCGUCCCUGUGAACAAUAAUCAUGAGAACGCAGAUCGCUGCUUACGCCUUGGAAAUGGCGCGGAAGAACUUUUCCAUUUUCGCGUAUUGGCUUUACGGGGCGAACUCGAUCAAAUUUAUCCUUACAUAGCUGAAUCAUCGGCCAGUGUUCAUGAGAUGCGGGUGGGUCUAAGUCUAAGAGGCUGUGCUAUUACAUUUGAGCGCCAGGAAACCCCUGAAAAGCCAACAAUCAGCAUAACUGGUCUGGAGAUUGCGCUGCCGAGGGAAAGCUUUCCGGGAGAUGAUGGAUUCGCAGUUGAGAGUGGAUAG
Messenger RNA from Glarea lozoyensis ATCC 20868, 1014 nucleotides. RefSeq lists its product as uncharacterized. The record is from RefSeq and is a predicted model, not a curated record. NCBI's taxonomy places the organism in Eukaryota, Fungi, Ascomycota, Leotiomycetes, Helotiales, Helotiaceae. Bases 1 to 1014 code for a protein of 337 amino acids. The transcript has a single exon.